AUGGAAAUAUCAAUAGUCAGUGUGGGAGCUGCGUUCCUGGUUGUACUGCUGUUCAUGGUGCUGAAUUGGAUUUCUGGUCAGAAACACAAAGAUGUUCAGGAAAAUCAUAAGGGAAGUAAGUGUGUAGGAGAUGAUUCUAGAUUUCUGGACCAGUUUCUUCCCUGCUCCUCAUCUCUUUCCCUCCCGGGCCCUCCCGGCCACUUUCUCAUUGGUAAUAUGAUGGAGCUGAAACAUGAUCAUCUACCAAUUCACCUCACAAAUUUGGCACAGCGCUAUGGAAGCAUUUAUCGCCUUAAAUGCGGAACAACAACUAUGGUAGUGCUGAACAGCAGCGAAGUCAUAAGAGAAGCACUGGUGAAGAAAUGGUGUGACUUUGCCGGGAGACCGAUCUCAUACACAGGUAAUAUUGUGUCUGGGGGAGGUUGCAACAUAUCUUUAGGUGACUAUACUGAAAAGUGGAAGGCACAACAUCGCCUUGUCCAUAGUUCUCUGCAGCGUUGCUGCAAAAAGUCUUUGCAUGAUGUCAUUGAGAGACAAGCGCUGCAUCUGUUAAAGGUUUUGAUGGGCUAUAAAGGCCGUGCUGUAGAUCUGUCAGAGGAUUUUACUGUGGCGGCCAGUAAUGUCAUCACCACUCUGGCUUUCGGAAUAGAAUAUGAUAAGAGCUCAUCGGAGCUGCAGGAGUUGCACAGAUGUCUCAAUGAGAUUGUUGCUCUGUGGGGCUCCGCUUGGAUAUCAGCCCUGGAUUCUUUCCCACUGCUUAGAAAAUUACCCAAUCCUGUUUUUGCCCAUCUUCUGAAAGAGGUGGUCAGGAGAGACGAAAUCAUAGGAAGACAUCUCAACAAUUACAAGUCACAGGACAAAAAAAAUCAGGAUGUCAUCACAGGAUCCCUCCUCCAGGGACUUGACAAUCAGAACACAGAAGACAAAGCGCUAUUAACAGAUAUUCAUGUUCACAUGGCAACAGUGGACCUUCUUAUCGGGGGAACAGAGACUACUGCGGCCUGGCUAAACUGGAUGGUGGCCUUCCUCCUGCACAGACCAGAGGUGCAGGAGUUGGUAUAUGAGGAGCUGUGCACAGUAUUGGAGGGCCGAUACCCUAAAUACAGCGACAGACACAGACUUCCUGUCCUCUGCUCUCUGAUCAGUGAGGUGCUCAGGCUCAGGCCAGUCGCCCCUUUGGCAGUACCACACAGAGCCAUCAGAGACAGCAGCAUUGCAGGUUAUUUCAUCCCUAAGAACACAGUCAUCAUUCCUAAUCUUUUUGGAGCACAUCAUGAUCCUGAAGUUUGGCCUGACCCAUACAGCUUCAAACCAGAACGCUUUCUGAAUGAAGGAGGGGGAAGCGGAGGCGGCUCCACCCGUGACCUGAUCCCUUUUGGAGGGGGGGCUCGGCUCUGCCUGGGAGAGUCUGUGGCCAAAAUGGAGCUUUUUCUGUUCAGUGCCUACUUGCUGAGAGAUUUUCAGUUCCUCCUGCCUGAGAGCGAGACCUCACUGCCUGAUCUGAGAGGAGUUGCCAGUGUUGUGCUUAAGAUCAAGUCCUAUGAUGUUGUAGCACGUCCAAGACCUGUGACUAAUCCCUGAGCUGCAGUGGGUGUAUUGCUGACUUGUUGUU
Molecule: messenger RNA, 1612 nt
Organism: Pundamilia nyererei
Lineage: Eukaryota; Metazoa; Chordata; Actinopteri; Cichliformes; Cichlidae
Gene: cyp21a2
Product: cytochrome P450, family 21, subfamily A, polypeptide 2
Exons: 12
Coding region: 1-1581 (526 amino acids)
Biological process (GO): hormone biosynthetic process; progesterone metabolic process
Molecular function (GO): steroid 17-alpha-monooxygenase activity; iron ion binding; heme binding
Source: RefSeq, a predicted model, not a curated record